This is a messenger RNA of Eupeodes corollae, 5316 nucleotides long. RefSeq lists its product as uncharacterized. The transcript has a single exon. Gene Ontology annotation, molecular function: nucleic acid binding. Gene Ontology annotation, biological process: DNA integration. The record is from RefSeq and is a predicted model, not a curated record. Bases 1 to 5316 code for a protein of 1771 amino acids. Lineage: Eukaryota; Metazoa; Arthropoda; Insecta; Diptera; Syrphidae.
AUGAGUCUAUUAGAGGAUUUCAUUUUUGCGUCCGACCAACUGGUCGAGUUUCAUGCGGCCUUUAAGGCCAAACCAAGUGCCACUCAUACGGUUUUCUUGUUGGAAGCGUAUAGGAAUGAACUGCAAGAUUUAUGGCGUGAUUGCAAAACAACGUAUAGUCAAUGCAUUAAAAGCCCCGAUGAUGAGGAAUUAAAAGAUUCUUUAAGUGAGGUUAAAGCCAAAUAUCAAAGUUCUUCUUCAACGUACUUUCAAUGUACAAGCUUAAUUUCUGAAUUUUUAAUUACGUUAAAACCAAAUCUUUCAGAUUCGAUUAAGGAUUCGAAGGAGAAAUCCUUAAACGUAUCAGAAAAUGAACAAAAUUUACAUAAUAUUAAAGUUCCCGCUUGCGAUACUCAAGAGUUUCAUGGCAAUUAUUUACAGUGGCCAUCCUUUCGGGAUAUGUUCACGGCCGUGUACAUAAACCAUUCCAGAUUGAGUGACGUACAAAAGCUUUUUCAUUUACGGGCUAAGACAAAGGACCAAGCCUUUAAUAUAGUGAACAAAUUUGGCUUAACUGAUAAUAAUUUUAAACUUGCGUGGAACGCUCUUAAGGAUCAAUACGAAAAUAAACGGAUUUUGGUGAACAACCAAAUCCAAAUUCUAUUGAAUCAACAAAUCAUUGUCGUCGAAUCAGGAAAAGAAAUUAAAUCUUUGCAAAGCAACAUUAAUGAUGCAUUAAUUGCACUCAAGUCCUACGAUAUAGAUACCAAUGCCUGGAAUGCUAUUAUCAUUUAUCUUUGUGCUUCUCGGCUUCCAGAAACUACUCUGAAUCUUUGGGAAAGUUCAUUGAAAAAUCCCACCGAUAUACCAUCAUGGGAUCAAAUGAAUGAGUUUUUAUCAAAUCGAUAUCGAAUUCUCGAAAGUGUCGCAGAAAUGAAACAAAACACUACAAACAAAUCACAAGUUAUUAAGUCCACCCCAAGCCAAAAUUUUAAAUCCAAACCAGUUCGUAAUUUUCAUAUGAAAAUAAUUCCCGCCUGUCAAGUAUGUAGUGAACAACAUCCACUACGACUUUGUCCUACAUUUUUAAAAAUGUCUGUUGAUGACAGACAAAAAACAGUUCGCAAACACAAAUUUUGUUUCAACUGCCUUGCCUUAACGCACAAUGCACACCAAUGUCAAAGCACAAGUACUUGCCUUCGUUGCAAGGGCAAACAUCAUACUUUGCUACAUUUUGAACGAAAUGUGUCUAAACCCAAUCCUUCGCUAAAUCAAACAACUUUAUCAUCUCCGACCGUUGAACCUUCAUCUCAAGUCACCACCUCUUCUUCAUCUCAUGUCGCAUCUUCACCUCCAAACAUAUCUUCAUCUCAAAAAGGUAAUCAUGUAAUACAGUCCACUCCUAUCACUAAUCAUAAUGUUAUGUUUUCAAAAAGUUAUCGCCAAGUGUUACUGGCAACGGCAUUGGUUAAGAUUAGAUAUCAAGGAACUGAUUUUGACCUUCGAGCCUUAAUUGAUCAAGGUUCCGAAGUUUCCUUUAUAUCUGAAAAAUUUCAAAAAUGUAUAGGUCUGCCAACUUCAGUUACCCAAGCCCGGAUAUGUGGGAUGGGCUCAACAGAAACUGCUACCUCAUCCAAACUUUGCACUUUUACAUUGUGUUCAAACAAUUUGAAAGAAUUUAAGAUUCAUGCCGAAGCUUUAGUCCUUAAUAAAUUGACAUGCAAUUUACCAGCCGUAUCACUGGAUUUGGGACAAACUAAUUGUGAGUUUGACUUCCCCUUAGCUGAUCCUCUUUUUUAUCAAAGCUCGUCCAUAGACAUGCUCAUCGGAGCCGAUCUUUACCCACAUAUAAUUCUAGAAGGCAUCAAACCUAAUGUUCUGAGUAGUAUUAUGGCCCAGAACACCGUAUUCGGUUGGGUACUACUUGGAGCUUAUACCAAUAUCCCAGUCGUUUCAACAUUUUCUACUUUUGUGACGCAGUGCAACGAGUUAUCAGCAGAUCAAGCCAUUGAAAGGUUUUGGAAACUUGAGGAAUUACCUCAAACUCCUAUGCUCACUUUAUCAGAGCAAUUUUGUGAAGAUUUGUAUCACAACACUACUGUUCGAGAUUCAGUAACUGGUCGAUAUGUUGUUAAGCUUCCAUUUAAAAAUUCGCUUGAUGAGUCCCAAUUGGGCCAUUCACGUUUUAACGCCAUGAAACAAUUCCUUCGUAAUGAAAAAUCAUUAAUGUCCAAACCUGGUCUUCAGGAAGAAUAUCAAAAAGUUCUUUCAGAAUAUGUGGAGUUAGGACAUAUGACACCUACCCCUUCCCAUGAAAUAUAUAACAAACAGACUGUUAAAUCAUAUUAUCUACCACACCAUGCAGUUUUAAAACCGCAAAGCACUACUACUAAAUUGCGUGUAGUAUUUAAUGCAUCCAGUAACUCCUCGAACGGUAAAAGCCUCAACGAUCUUUUACAUACGGGUCCUGUUCUCCAAAAUGAUAUCACUUUCCUCAUCCUGAAUUGGCGUUUUUACAAAUAUGUUUUUAAUGGCGAUAUAGAGAAGAUGUAUCGGCAAAUAGCUAUCCAUCCUGACCACUCACAGUAUCAGCGCAUUCUGUUCCGUCCUAGUCCAAGUCAACCCAUCUUGGACUAUACACUUAAUACUGUAACUUUUGGCGUCAAUUGUGCUCCAUAUUUGGCUAUACGCACUCUUCAUCAAUUAGCUUCCGAUGUUCAAACGGUUUAUCCACUUGCUUCAAGAAUCUUGAAAAAAGAAUUUUACGUUGAUGAUGUCCUUUCAGGUGGCCAUGACAUUUAUUCGGGCCGCCGAUCCCAAAUUGAACUUAUAAAAGCUCUUAACUCUGCUGGAUUUCAUUUAAGAAAGUGGACAGCCAACCAUCCUGAUCUUUUAAAUCAUAUUGCAAAGGAUGAUCUCCUUAACAAGGAUUUUUUGAAGUUAGAAGAUGAUAGUUCAACUAAAACACUUGGUAUUCAAUGGAAUGCAUCUUCAGAUACUUUUUCGUUUUCAAUAACUCCUGAAAGUUUUUCAUCAUCAUCUGUUACAAAACGCUCGGUUUUAUCAACUAUUGCGAAGUUGUAUGAUCCUGCGGGUUGGCUUGCUCCUAUCAUUAUAACAGCAAAAAUUUUGAUGCAGCAAAUAUGGAAGGACCAAACCGGGUGGGAUGAAAAUUUGUCGUAUCUAUCAGAGCAAUGCUGGAAAUCGUUUUUGAGUGAGUUUGCUGACAUCCAAGAAAUAUCUAUUCCUCGGUGGAUUGAUUUCUCCCCUUGGAAAUCUUUACAAUUGCAUGGAUUUUCCGAUGCUUCGGAAAAAGCUUAUGCUGCCACAAUUUAUAUCCGAGUUUAUCAACCCUCUUCAAAACCUUCUUCGCACCUGUUAUGGGCGAAAUCCAAAGUUGCACCCGUUAACACAAUUUCACUUCCUCGUCUAGAGCUCCAAGGUGCAGUCCUUUUGUCUCGAAUGAUCAAACAGAUUCUUAAUGAGUUUGAUGUUCUUAACGGUAUUCCUAUAAAAUUGUGGACAGAUUCAACGAUUGUUUUAUCUUGGCUCGACAAGUCACCCAGUACUUGGAAAACUUAUAUAGCCAACCGAGCCUCAGAAAUCCUAUCUAACGUUAAUAAUUUGAAGUGGAAUCAUGUUUCUUCCCCUGAAAAUCCAGCCGAUCUGGCUACCCGUGGUGUUUCACCAAAAGAUUUACAAUCAUGUCAACUCUGGUGGAAUGGACCUGCCUGGUUAGUGGAACAAGAAGAAAACUGGCCCUCCCAUGAAGAACUUAAUCCCUCAGACGAAUUCAUUCCUGAACGGAAACCCAUUCAAGCCAAUGUAGCCUUGGUAUCCAGUGAAAUCGAAAGUGAAAUCUUGUGUCGGUUUUCCUCCUGGGACAAGGCCGUUAGAGUACUAAGUUAUAUAUUUCGGUUCUAUAAUUCAGCUCGAAAAUUACCAAUUCGAAGUAAAUAUAUUUCGACUGUUCUUCUUCAUGAGGAAAUCAAAUCCACUAAAUUAGAAAUUAUAAAGCUUACCCAAAAGCAAUAUUUUUCUGAAGAAUAUGAAGCUUUAGUUCAUGGAACCAAAUUAAAGCCGCGAAGUAGCCUCCUCACUCUCAAUCCAAUUUUAGACACUUCUCAAAUUAUGCGGUCUCAUGGGAGACUUGCAUCUUCAACGUUAUCAUAUAACGAACGAUUUCCUAUCAUCCUUCCAUAUCAAUCUCACUUAUCAACGCUUUUAAUAGCUUAUAUUCAUAAGUUAACAUUACAUGGGGAAAUUCAACUCAUGAUUCGUAUAGUGCGAUCUGAAUAUUGGAUACCUAAAUUAAAAACCCUCAUCAAAAAAUGUAUUCGUACCUGUAAGCCUUGUAUUUUAUAUAAACAAUCUGUACAAUCCCAAAUAAUGGGUGCGCUACCUGUUGAAAGAACACUUUUAAGCUUACCUUUUACUAAUAUAGGUAUAGAUUUUGCUGGCCCUUUUACCAUUAGAAAUUAUUAUGGCAGAAAGUGUCGACUAGAAAAAGGUUAUGCCUGCUUAUUUGUCUGUUUCGCCACAAAGGCGAUACACUUGGAAGCCGUUAGCGAUCUUUCUACCCCAGCUUUUCUUGCAUCAUUCACUCGCUUUGUUGCGCGUAGGGGGUUCCCAGCAAAAGUAUAUACUGAUAAUGGGACCAACUUUGUUGGUGCUUCAAAAUUAUUAAUGGCAGACUUUCAACAAGCUCUUAAUAGUUACCCUGGAAGCUCAUCAUAUAAUUUUUCACAAAUUAGUUGGAACUUUAUACCCCCUGGUUCCCCCCACAUGGGUGGUUUGUGGGAAGCCGGAGUAAAAAGCUUCAAAAUCCAUUUCAAGAAAAUUGCUGGAAACUCCAAGUAUACUUUUGAGGAAUUCUCCACUCUCCUGGCUCGAAUCGAGUCAUGUCUUAACUCUCGACCUUUGUCUAGUAUGUCUAAUAAUCCGGAUGAUUUACUUCCAUUAACUCCGGGACAUUUUUUAAGAGGUGGUCCCUUACUCAGUCCUCCAGAGCCGUCAGAAGCUCAUAAAGAUAUAAGUUUCAUACGUAGAUGGAACACUCUUAAAAUUAUACAUCAUCAAUUCAGCAUACGUUGGAAGGAAGAGUACUUAAAGGAACUCUUAAAACGCUACAAAUGGAAAUAUCCUAAACAAGAUAUGGAAGUUGGCGAUCUAGUUGUUCUUAGACACGAACAACUUCCACCGAAUGAGUGGCGACUUGGUAGGGUCAUAAAGGUCCAUCGUGGUCCUGAUAGUAAAGUCCGAGUUGCGGAUGUCAAAACUCAGAAUGGAGUUGUGACUCGUUCAAUCGUCAAGUUGUGCGUUCUACCUUUCGAUUGA